UCAGCAUGGCCAUCACCGUGGACGACGGCGAGGAUGUAGCCAACGAAACGGUGUCGCAUUGCGCUCGUCGGUGCCGACGUAACGUGGAGUGCCGGUCGUUUACUUACACUAAGGAGACGUGCUCUCUUCAUCCGUACGAUAGCAGCACCGGCCCGGAGUUCAAGCACUCAGCAACGGGCAUGUUGUACUACGAGAGCUUGGACAAAGACAUCAACAGAAUUGAAUAUUUCAGCGGCUGCUUGACAGAUUACAAGAACGGUUGCCAAAAUGGCGGCUCGUGUAAAUCAGACUGCUCCAAACAAGGUUACUACUGCGCAUGCCCCGAGAACUUCCGUGGGGACGCCUGCCAGUUCGCUAGAGAAGACGAACCAGUUCUUGUGCAAACCAUAGAGGGCGCCCCAUCACGCGGAUGUGCCGGCUUCAGCUUCAGUAACGAACAUUUUCUCAUCAUCGGCGGAUACAAGAGCGAUGACGUCAAUGGCACCGAUAUCGAGGCCACCUCCCGCGUGUUCAAGUUUAACGAGACGACCGGCCAAUAUGAGUACGACCACUACCUGGAAGGGCUGGGCGUGACCCAGCGCAUCACGCCAAUGGCUGUUGGGGACCAGCAGCUCCUCUUCGCCGCUAACAACAGAGAGUUUGAUGACACACUGACGACAGACUCGGUUGUGUAUGCUUACGUCAACGGCACUUUCCAAGCCCAUCAAACAGUGACUACUGAGGGGGCCUGGGGAGGCGCAUUUCUUACGGCAACUACCGGGCAACGCUACAUGUUCAUCUCGAACUCCCAGAGCGGCUCUUACGAUGUGGACUCCCCCAUCUACAAGUGGUACAGCCAGUACAACCAGUUUUACUUCGUUCAGAAUGUGGCGACGCUGGGGGCCGGGACGCCCGUUCUAUUCGACGUCGCGGGGGUGGUCUACUUGGUUGUACCAUUUGAGUAUGGAGACAGCGCAGGACACAGUGCUCAGGCUGAGCUCUGGAAACGAUCCGACGCGAGCUUCAUAUACAUGGGCUGCUUCCUCGACGACAACGUCCGUGCAAUGGAGGUCCAGUUCUCCUCAGACAACCUGGACAUCGAGACCUGCGUGACCUACUGCCGGCUGCGCGGCUACCCGUACGCCGGCCUGCAGGACCGGACCAAGUGCUUCUGCGGCGACGACGGUUACGACGUUUACGGAGCACGCAGCGACGGCGAGUGCAGCCAGACAUGCGCGGGCAACAGCGGCCAGUACUGCGGCGCUUCCUACCGGAACUCCGUGUAUCUCACCGAGCCGUCUUGGUCGAAGAUCCAGACGAUCCCGGAUGCCACGUCCACCAUCGCCGCCGCUCACUUCCACCACCAGGGGGCGGACUACGUUGUGCUGGCCCAGUACACGGACGGCUCCAGCUGCGACCGGGACCUGGUGCUGUAUGUGUGGAACGGUGAGACGGAAGAGCUGGAGACGCACCAAAGAAUCCCCAACGACCAGUGCGUGAUGGAUUUGGAAUUAUUCAAGGCCAACGGUCGCGUCUUCCUGAUCGCGGGCGCCGACAGGACCCAGUACUCCGUCUCGGGCGAGAGCGACUACUCCGUCCGCAACAUCGUCUACAUCUUGGAGGGCAGCAUGUUCGUGCCUUACUGGUCCCUGGACGGUCGCGAGACGCACGACUGGAGCGUCUUUCAGCGGGACGGGGAGAUCUUCCUGGCCCAGGCCAACUACCGAAGCCCCGGGGACGGCACCAAGAAUGACGCUGUCUUCAAUAUCUACCAGUGGUAUUAAUCAUCAUCGACUGGAGCCCAUUAUGGACUCAUGUAGGAAUCAAUAGUCAGGUCACAAACGUCAUACUGUCUGAUUAACGUCAUUAUAGUCAAGUACAUGUACUUAGAACAUCGCUCAUGUUACGAUACAUACUCCCAUGUCGCAAUCGACUUGGAAAUGUCCUGUGCAUUAUUAUAGGAGCAAUAUUUGACACAAAACUUUUACAUAUCAUUCAAGUUUAAUUAUGAUUUUUUAUGAAAUGCAAUUUUUUUUACAUAUAUUUCAUUUAAAUUAUCUAGAUCUUUUCUGACUUCAGUAAUGAUGGUGUGCCGUUUUCAAUCAAGAUUUGUUUAAUUUAACAACGUUUUAUAUGUACAUUUUGUAGUCAAAUUAAUACUCUAUGGUAGCAUUUAAGAAAAAAACUUAUAAACAAAGCGAUUCUUUCUGCCGAUGUUUUUUAUUUAAAGAGUGAGAAUGAAAUAUUUAUGUACACAUUUAAAAAAAAAAUUUUU
This is a messenger RNA of Acanthaster planci (crown-of-thorns starfish), 2254 nucleotides long. RefSeq lists its product as uncharacterized. Gene Ontology annotation, molecular function: protein binding. The record is from RefSeq and is a predicted model, not a curated record. NCBI's taxonomy places the organism in Eukaryota, Metazoa, Echinodermata, Asteroidea, Valvatida, Acanthasteridae. Gene Ontology annotation, cellular component: plasma membrane.